CAGUCCCGAAGACAUCAUGGCCAAGCUCAUUGUUGUCACAGGUCUGGCAAUUCUUCUGAAUGUACAGCUGGGAUCAUCCUAUCAGCUGAUGUGCUACUAUACCAAUUGGGCUAAGAACAGGCCAACAGUAGGGAGUUUCAAACCUGGCAAUAUUGACCCCUGCCUGUGUACUCACCUGAUCUAUGCCUUUGCUGGGAUGCGGAAUAAUGAGAUCAUCAACACAAGUGAGCAGGAUUUGACUGACUAUGAAGCAUUAAAUGGCCUGAAAUCCAGGAACACGGAGCUAAAAACUCUCCUGGCCAUUGGAGGAUGGAACUUUGGAUCUGCCUCGUUCAGUACUAUGGUCUCAACUCCUCAGAACCGUCAGACAUUCAUUAAGUCAGUCAUCAAAUUCCUUCGCCAGUAUAAGUUUGAUGGCCUCAACCUGGACUGGCAGUACCCUGGGUCUCGUGGAAGCCCUCCUAAGGACAAACAUCUCUUCAGUGUCCUGGUGAAGGAAAUGCGUAAAGCUUUUGAGGACGAAUCCGCUGAGAAAAACAUUCCAAGGCUGCUCCUCACUGCCACAGUAGCUGGUGUCAUUGCCACAAUCCAGUCUGGUUACAAGAUCCCUGAACUCUCUCAGACUCUUGACUAUAUUCAGGUCAUGACAUAUAAUCUCCAUGAUUCCCAGGAUGGCUGCACUGGAGAAAAUAGUCCCCUCUAUAAGUCUCCCACUGACUCUGGAAAUAAUGCCUAUCUCAAUGUGGAUUCAAUCAUUACCUACUGGAAGGAAAAUGGGGCGGCUCCUGAGAAGCUCAUUGUGGGAUUUCCAGCAUAUGGGCAUACCUUUAUCUUGAGUGACCCCUCUAACACUGGAAUUGGUGCCCCUACUGUUUGUGCUGGCACACCAGGGAAGUACACAGGUGAAGGAGGACUCUGGGCUUACUAUGAGAUUUGUACAUUUCUGAAUGAGGGAGCCACUGAGAGCUGGGAUGCCUCCCAGGAAGUACCCUAUGCCUAUCAGGGCAAUCAGUGGGUUGGCUAUGAUAAUGUCAAGAGCUUCAAGAUGAAGGCUCAGUGGCUCAAAGACAAUAAGUUAGGAGGUGCCAUGGUCUGGCCCCUGGACAUGGAUGACUUCACUGGUUCUUUCUGUCACCAGGGAAGUUUCCCUUUGACUUCUGCUUUAAAGAGAGAUCUGAAUGUACGCAGUGCAAGUUGUUACACCUCUUAUCCAGGGGAGCUCUAGCCAGUAAUUUGUCCUGGAAACUGUCAGAAUAAAAGCAAGUUCAACAGCCUUUCCACAGAUGACUCUGCAUCACCCUUCCAUGGAGAAUAAUAGCACUAAGUCCUGGGCUUGCCAGAAUUGAAUCCCAGAGUAGUACUACUAAGAUGGAUGUCUUGUCUGCUAUACCAGCUGGGAAGAAACAAAGAAUGAUCUUCAUCUGUCGGCUCUGGCUAAGCUCUGAACAUUUUCUUUUGCUUCCUGUAAAACCACCUUGCUUGUUUCUUGCUUAUCAUAAUAAAUUGCACAUU
Messenger RNA from Arvicanthis niloticus (Nile rat), 1512 nucleotides. Its product is annotated as chitinase-like protein 3. Gene Ontology annotation, cellular component: extracellular region. Gene Ontology annotation, molecular function: chitin binding. Gene Ontology annotation, biological process: carbohydrate metabolic process; chitin catabolic process. Lineage: Eukaryota; Metazoa; Chordata; Mammalia; Rodentia; Muridae. The record is from RefSeq and is a predicted model, not a curated record.